Trypanosoma grayi is the source of this 1443-nucleotide messenger RNA. Its product is annotated as putative polynucleotide kinase 3-phosphatase. Gene Ontology annotation, biological process: DNA repair. Lineage: Eukaryota; Euglenozoa; Kinetoplastea; Trypanosomatida; Trypanosomatidae. Gene Ontology annotation, molecular function: double-stranded DNA binding; ATP-dependent polydeoxyribonucleotide 5'-hydroxyl-kinase activity; polynucleotide 3'-phosphatase activity. The transcript has a single exon. The record is from RefSeq and is a predicted model, not a curated record. The coding region runs from base 1 to 1443 and encodes 480 amino acids.
AUGAAGCGCGCGAGGAGCACCUCCCCACAGAUCCUCAAGAAAAAACUUCUGCCGAUCUCUUCACUCUCCGAUUGGAAGUUGCUUCAUAACUCCGUCUUGGUGCUACCACCAUCUGUUGAUCUAGUGCGACGUUCUCUUGUUGGUGUCGCCGGGGAGAGCUCGUACUUCAAGGUGGCGGCGUUCGACUUGGAUGACACGCUUAUUGUACCACGGAAUGGGGCGGUGUUCCCGCGCGAUGAUCCCAGCGACUGGAAGUGGCUUUUGCCGGUAGUGCCGAGCCAUCUGCGGCUUCUGUACGACGAAGGCUUCAUGUUAGUGGUGCUGAGCAAUCAGUCCGGCAUCGGGGGGAAGGGAUGGAAUGAAAAGAAAGCGGAGGCCAUCAAGCAGAAGAUCAUUGCUGUCAGCAAAGCGCUUAACAUACCGCUAGCGGCUUUUAUCUCCACAAAGGAAGACGUGUGGCGCAAGCCAAACGUGGGGAUGUGGACACUCCUCCAGGAGCACGCAAGUGCUGCCAUGACAAAGGAAGUGACGAUAGCUGAGGGACCUUCUGGGUUUGUCUUCUACGCGGGUGACGCGGCGGGACGUAAAACACCUACGCUCGCUGGGCGAAAGAAGGAUUUCAGUUGUUCUGACAGAAAGUUUGCCUUCAAUAUCAGGGUUCCAUUUUUAACGCCAGAGCAGUUGUACCGUUGUCCCGCCGGUGAGCUACUUGAGGGCGAUGAGCAUCAUCAUGGUGGAAGUGAUGUUGACUGGCGUCUCUCCAGUCAACUCUUGGCGUUGGGAACUGCACCACCGUGCGAGAUUGAUUGGGGCGGCGUUGGACCCAAUGAGCUGAAAGCCCUGCCGUCUUCAUACGAAAAGCUGCCGAUUGCCCGCACCACCGCAGACGGCACCCGCAGCAUCGUGCAGCUGCCCACAACGGCGACAUUCGAUCGUGAGUCUCAGGAGUUGGUGGUGUUUGUGGGCUGCCCUGGCUGCGGCAAGACAACGUUCUUUAACCGUUUCUUUAAACCGGCAGGCUACGCACACAUCAACCGCGAUACACUGAAGACGAAGGAGAAGUGCCUACUGGAAGCGGAGCGCUGCUGGAAGGCCGGUAAAAGUCUUGUCAUUGACAAUACGAACCCUUCGCAUGACGACUGCAUGCAGUUCAUACGCUUGGUGAAGCGGCUAAACCCACAGCGCACACCCCUUCCUGUGCGUGUGUUUGUGUUCCAGGCAUCGAAGGAGUUGUCGAUGCACAUGUCCAACGUGCGAGCGAGGCUUGGCCUCGCACCAAGGAUUAGUCGGAUCGCCUAUAACGUGUUCCAGUCCAAGUAUGAAGCUUGGACGGUGGCCUCUCUGAAGUCGGCGGGCAUCGAGGAGCUGCUGGAGAUUCCACCCGUGGCGUGUUUUGACGGAUUGCAUGAAGACACACGACGGGAGUUCUUUCUGCUCUCAUGA